AUGGAGUAUGUAGUCAAACCAAGUCGUGAAGACCCCACUCUCACCAUCAAGCUCGUCAACUGCACUCCGAUAUCGUCAAGUCGCAAUGACCCCACUCUCACUGUCAGCUCAUCCCCCUAUCUGUCACUCUCUCGACCACAUUUCACUCAACACGACGACCCUCUGCAGGGUCAGUGCAAUCUCAACACUCCCUCCCUCCCUCCCUCCCUCCCUCCCUCCCUCCCUCCCUCCCUCCCUCCCUCCCUCCCUCCCUCCCUCCCUCCCUCCCUCCCUCCCUCCCUCCCACCCUCCCUCCCUCCAUCCCUCCCUCCUUCCCUCCCUCCCUCCCUCCCUCGCUCCCUCCCUCCCUCCCUCCCUCGCUCCCUCCCUCCCUCCCUCCCUCCCUCCCUCCCUCCCUCCCUCCCUCCCUCCCUCCCUCCCUCCGUCCCUCCCUCCCUCCCUCCCUCCCUCCCUCCCUCCCUCCCUCUACCCCUCCCUCCCUCCCUCCCUCCCUCCCUCCCUCCCUCCCUCCCUCCCUCCCUCCCACCCUCCCUCUACCCCUCCCUCUACCACUCCCUCUACCCCUCCCUCUACCCCUCCCUCCCUCCCUCCCUCCCUCCCUCCCCCCCUCUCUCCCUCCCUCUCUCCCUCCCUCUCUCCCUCCCUCUCUCCCUCCCUCCCUCCCUCCCUCUCUCCCUCCCUCUCUCCCUCCCUCUCUCCCUCCCUCUCUCCCUCCCUCUCUCCCUCCCUCUCUCCCUCCCUCUCUCCCUCCCUCUCUCCCUCCCUCCCUCCCUCCCUCCCUCUCUUCCUCUCUCCCUCCCUCCCUCUCUCCCUCCCUCCCUCUCUCCCUCCCUCCCUCGGUCGCUAUCAGGUUCUCACUCUUCUAUCUGUUUUCUCUCCCUGCGAAGCUCAAAUCGCUAUCAGACCCUUGACGCCAUUCCACACACCUCAACCGACGGUGCCAUCCGCCCUGCGCCAGAGGGCCAACUUCCUCCCAACCUGCUUUACCCCAGCUCACUUCCUUUCAGCCAACUUCCUCCCAACCUGCUUCCCCCCAGCUCACUUCCUUUCAGCCAACUUCCUCCCAACCUGCUUCCCCCCAGCUCACUUCCUUUCAGCCAACUUCCUCCCAACCUGCUUCACCCCAGCUCACUUCCUUUCAGCCAACUUCCUCCUAACCUGCUUCUCCCCAGCUCACUUCCUUUCAGCCAACUUCCUCCCAACCUGCUUCCCCCAAGCUCGUUUCCUUUCAGCCAACUUCCUCCUAACCUGCUUCACCCCAGCUCACUUCCUUUCAGCCAACUUCCUCCCAACCUGCUUCACCCCAGCUCACUUCCUUUCAGCCAACUUCCUCCUAACCUGCUUCCCCCCAGCUCACUUCCUUUCAGCCAACUUCCUCCCAACCUGCUUCCCCCCAGCUCACUUCCUUUCAGCCAACUUCCUCCCAACCUGCUUCCCACCAGCUCACUUCCUUUCAGCAAACUUCCUCCUAACCUCUCACUUCCUUUCAUCCAACUUCCUCCCAACCUGCUUCCCACCAGCUCACUUCCUUUCAGCAAACUUCCUCCUAACCUGCUUCCCCCCAGCUCACUUCCUUUCAGCCAACUUCCUCCCAACCUGCUUCCCCCCAGCUCACUUCCUUUCAUCCAACUUCCUCCCAACCUGCUUCCCACCAGCUCACUUCCUUUCAGAAAACUUCCUCCUAACCUGCUUCCCCCAAGCUCACUUCCUUUCAGCCAACUUCCUCCCAACCUGCUUCCCCCCAGCUCACUUCCUUUCAGCCAACUUCCUCCCAACCUGCUUCACCCCAGCUCACUUCCUUUCAGCCAACUUCCUCCAAACCUGCUUCCCCCCAGCUCACUUCCUUUCAGCCAAAUUCCUCCCAACCUGCUUCCCACCAGCUCACUUCCUUUCAUCCAACUUCCUCCUAACCUGCUUCCCCCAAUCUCACUUCCUUUCAGCCAACUUCCUCCCAACCUGUUUCCGCCCAGCUCACUUCCUUUCAGCCAACUUCCUCCCAACCUGCUUCCCCCCAGCUCACUUCCUUUCAGCCAACUUCCUCCUAACCUGCUUCCCCCCAGCUCACUUCCUUUCAGCCAACUUCCUCCCAACCUGCUUCCCCCCAGCUCACUUCCUUUCAGCCAACUUCCUCCUAACCUGCUUCCCCCAAUCUCACUUCCUUUCAGCCAACUUCCUCCCAACCUGUUUCCUCCCAGCUCACUUCCUUUCAGCCAACUUCCUCCCAACCUGCUUUCCCCCAGCUCACUUCCUUUCAGCCAACUUCCUCCUAACCUGCUUCCCCCCAGCUCACUUCCUUUCAGCCAACUUCCUCCCAACCUGCUUCCCCCCAGCUCACUUCCUUUCAGCCAACUUCCUCCCAACCUGCUUCCCACCAGCUCACUUCCUUUCAGCAAACUUCCUCCUAACCUGCUUCCCCCCAGCUCACUUCCUUUCAGCCAACUUCCUCCCAACCUGCUUCCCCCAAGCUCACUUCCUUUCAGCCAACUUCCGCCCAACCUGCUUCCCACCAGCUCACUUCCUUUCAGCAAACUUCCUCCUAACCUGCUUCCCCCCAGCUCACUUCCUUUCAGCCAACUUCCUCCCAACCUGCUUCCCCCCAGCUCACUUCCUUUCAGCCAACUUCCUCCUAACCUGCUUCACCCCAGCUCACUUCCUUUCAGCCAACUUCCUCCUAACCUGCUUCUCCCCAGCUCACUUCCUUUCAGCCAACUUCCUCCCAACCUGCUUCCCCCAAGCUCGUUUCCUUUCAGCCAACUUCCUCCUAACCUGCUUCACCCCAGCUCACUUCCUUUCAGCCAACUUCCUCCUAACCUGCUUCCCCCCAGCUCACUUCCUUUCAGCCAACUUCCUCCCAACCUGCUUCCCACCAGCUCACUUCCUUUCAUCCAACGUCCUCCUAACCUGCUUCCCCCCAGCUCACUUCCUUUCAGCCAACUUCCUUCCAACCUGCUUCCCCCCAGCUCACUUCCUUUCAGCCAACUUCCUCCCAACCUGCUUCCCUCCAGCUCACUUCCUUUCAGCAAACUUCCUCCUAACCUGCUUCCCCCCAGCUCACUUCCUUUCAUCCAACUUCCUCCCAACCUGCUUCCCACCAGCUCACUUCCUUUCAGCAAACUUCCUCCUAACCUGCUUCCCCCCAGCUCACUUCCUUUCAGCCAACUUCCUCCCAACCUGCUUCCCCCCAGCUCACUUCCUUUCAGCCAACUUCCUCCUAACCUGCUUCCCCCCAGCUCACUUCCUUUCAGCCAAAUUCCUCCCAACCUGCUUCACCCCAGCUCACUUCCUCUCAGCAAACUUCCUCCUAACCUGCUUCCCCCAAGCUCACUUCCUUUCAGCCAACUUCCUCCCAACCUGCUUCCCCCCAGCUCACUUCCUUUCAGCCAACUUCCUCCCAACCUGCUUCACCCCAGCUCACUUCCUUUCAGCCAACUUCCUCCAAACCUGCUUCCCCCCAGCUCACUUCCUUUCAGCCAAAUUCCUCCCAACCUGCUUCCCACCAGCUCACUUCCUUUCAUCCAACUUCCUCCUAACCUGCUUCCCCCAAUCUCACUUCCUUUCAGCCAACUUCCUCCCAACCUGUUUCCUCCCAGCUCACUUCCUUUCAGCCAACUUCCUCCCAACCUGCUUCCCCCCAGCUCACUUCCUUUCAGCCAACUUCCUCCCAACCUGCUUCCCCCCAGCUCACUUCCUUUCAGCCAACUUCCUCCCAACCUGCUUCCCCCAAGCUCACUUCCUUUCAGCCAACUUCCUCCAAACCUACUUCCCCCCAGCUCACUUCCUUUCAGCCAAAUUCCUCCUAACCUGCUUCCCCCCAGCUCACUUCCUUUCAGCCAACUUCCUCCUAACCUGCUUCCCCCCAGCUCACUUCCUUUCAGCCAACUUCCUCCUAACCUGCUUCCCCCCAGCUCACUUCCUUUCAGCCAACUUCCUCCCAACCUGCUUCCCACCAGCUCACUUCCUUUCAUCCAACUUCCUCCUAACCUGCUUCACCCCAGCUCACUUCCUUUCAGCCAACUUCCUCCUAACCUGCUUCCCCCCAGCUCACUUCCUUUCAGCCAAAUUCCUCCCAACCUGCUUCCCCCCAGCUCACUUCCUUUCAGCCAACUUCCUCCCAACCUGCUUCCCCACAGCUCACUUCCUUUCAGCCAAAUUCCUCCCAACCUGCUUCCCCCCAGCUCACUUCCUUUCAGCCAACUUCCUCCCAACCUGCUUCCCACCAGCUCACUUCCUUUCAGCCAACUUCCUCCCAACCUGCUUCCCCCCAGCUCACUUCCUUUCAGCCAACUUCCUCCUAACCUGCUUCCCCCCAGCUCACUUCCUUUCAGCCAACUUCCUCCUAACCUGCUUCCCCCCAGCUCACUUCCUUUCAGCCAACUUCCUCCUAACCUGCUUCCCCCCAGCUCACUUCCUUUCAGCCAACUUCCUCCCAACCUGCUUCCCCACAGCUCACUUCCUUUCAGCCAAAUUCCUCCCAACCUGCUUCCCCCCAGCUCACUUCCUUUCAGCCAACUUCCUCCCAACCUGCUUCCCACCAGCUCACUUCCUUUCAGCCAACUUCCUCCCAACCUGCUUCCCCCCAGCUCACUUCCUUUCAGCCAAAUUCCUCCCAACCUGCUUCCCACCAGCUCACCUCCUUUCAUCCAACUUCCUCCUAACCUGCUUCCCCCAAUCUCACUUCCUUUCAGCCAACUUCCUCCCAACCUGCUUCCUCCCAGCUCACUUCCUUUCAGCCAACUUCCUCCCAACCUGCUUCCCCCCAGCUUACUUCCUUUCAGCCAACUUCCUCCCAACCUGCUUCCCCCCAGCUCACUUCCUUUCAGCCAACUUCCUCCCAACCUGCUUCCCCCAAGCUCACUUCCUUUCAGCCAACUUCCUCCAAACCUACUUCCCCCCAGCUCACUUCCUUUCAGCCAACUUCCUCCUAACCUGCUUCCCCCCAGCUCACUUCCUUUCAGCCAACUUCCUCCCAACCUGACUCCCCCCGGCUCACUUCCUUUCAGCCAACUUCUUCCUAACCUGCUUCCCCCCAGCUCACUUCCUUUCAGUCAACUUCCUCCCAACCUGCUUCCCCCCAGCUCACUUCCUUUCAGCCAACUUCCUCCAAACCCUCUUCCCCCCAGCUCACUUCCUUUCAUCCAACUUCCUCCUAACCUGCUUCCCCCAAUCUCACUUCCUUUCAGCCAACUUCCUCCCAACCUGUUUCCUCCCAGCUCACUUCCUUUCAGCCAACUUCCUCCCAACCUGCUUCCCCCCAGCUCACUUCCUUUCAGCCAACUUCCUCCUAACCUGCUUCCCCCCAGCUCACUUCCUUUCAGCCAACUUCCUCCCAACCUGCUUCCCCCCAGCUCACUUCCUUUCAGCCAACUUCCUCCCAACCUGCUUCACCCCAGCUCACUUCCUUUCAGCCAACUUCCUCCAAACCUGCUUCCCCCCAGCUCACUUCCUUUCAGCCAAAUUCCUCCCAACCUGCUUCCCACCAGCUCACUUCCUUUCAUCCAACUUCCUCCUAACCUGCUUCCCCCAAUCUCACUUCCUUUCAGCCAACUUCCUCCCAACCUGUUUCCUCCCAGCUCACUUCCUUUCAGCCAACUUCCUCCCAACCUGCUUCCCCCCAGCUCACUUCCUUUCAGCCAACUUCCUCCCAACCUGCUUCCCCCCAGCUCACUUCCUUUCAGCCAAAUUCCUCCCAACCUGCUUCCCACCAGCUCACUUCCUUUCAUCCAACUUCCUCCUAACCUGCUUCCCCCAAUCUCACUUCCUUACAGCCAACUUCCUCCCAACCUGCUUCCUCCCAGCUCACUUCCUUUCAGCCAACUUCCUCCCAACCUGCUUCCCCCCAGCUCACUUCCUUUCAGCCAACUUCCUCCCAACCUGCUUCACCCCAGCUCACUUCCUCUCAGCAAACUUCCUCCUAACCUGCUUCCCCCAAGCUCACUUCCUUUCAGCCAACUUCCUCCCAACCUGCUUCCCCCCAGCUCACUUCCUUUCAGCCAACUUCCUCCCAACCUGCUUCCCCACAGCUCACUUCCUUUCAGCCAAAUUCCUCCCAACCUGCUUCCCCCCAGCUCACUUCCUUUCAGCCAACUUCCUCCCAACCUGCUUCCCACCAGCUCACUUCCUUUCAGCCAACUUCCUCCCAACCUGUUUCCUCCCAGCUCACUUCCUUUCAGCCAACUUCCUCCCAACCUGCUUCCCCCCAGCUCACUUCCUUUCAGCCAACUUCCUCCCAACCUGCUUCCCCCCAGCUCACUUCCUUUCAGCCAACUUCCUCCCAACCUGCUUCCCCCAAGCUCACUUCCUUUCAGCCAACUUCCUCCAAACCUACUUCCCCCCAGCUCACUUCCUUUCAGCCAAAUUCCUCCUAACCUGCUUCCCCCCAGCUCACUUCCUUUCAGCCAACUUCCUCCUAACCUGCUUCCCCCCAGCUCACUUCCUUUCAGCCAACUUCCUCCUAACCUGCUUCCCCCCAGCUCACUUCCUUUCAGCCAACUUCCUCCCAACCUGCUUCCCACCAGCUCACUUCCUUUCAUCCAACUUCCUCCUAACCUGCUUCACCCCAGCUCACUUCCUUUCAGCCAACUUCCUCCUAACCUGCUUCCCCCCAGCUCACUUCCUUUCAGCCAAAUUCCUCCCAACCUGCUUCCCCCCAGCUCACUUCCUUUCAGCCAACUUCCUCCCAACCUGCUUCCCCACAGCUCACUUCCUUUCAGCCAAAUUCCUCCCAACCUGCUUCCCCCCAGCUCACUUCCUUUCAGCCAACUUCCUCCCAACCUGCUUCCCACCAGCUCACUUCCUUUCAGCCAACUUCCUCCCAACCUGCUUCCCCCCAGCUCACUUCCUUUCAGCCAACUUCCUCCUAACCUGCUUCCCCCCAGCUCACUUCCUUUCAGCCAACUUCCUCCUAACCUGCUUCCCCCCAGCUCACUUCCUUUCAGCCAACUUCCUCCUAACCUGCUUCCCCCCAGCUCACUUCCUUUCAGCCAACUUCCUCCCAACCUGCUUCCCCACAGCUCACUUCCUUUCAGCCAAAUUCCUCCCAACCUGCUUCCCCCCAGCUCACUUCCUUUCAGCCAACUUCCUCCCAACCUGCUUCCCACCAGCUCACUUCCUUUCAGCCAACUUCCUCCCAACCUGCUUCCCCCCAGCUCACUUCCUUUCAGCCAAAUUCCUCCCAACCUGCUUCCCACCAGCUCACCUCCUUUCAUCCAACUUCCUCCUAACCUGCUUCCCCCAAUCUCACUUCCUUUCAGCCAACUUCCUCCCAACCUGCUUCCUCCCAGCUCACUUCCUUUCAGCCAACUUCCUCCCAACCUGCUUCCCCCCAGCUUACUUCCUUUCAGCCAACUUCCUCCCAACCUGCUUCCCCCCAGCUCACUUCCUUUCAGCCAACUUCCUCCCAACCUGCUUCCCCCAAGCUCACUUCCUUUCAGCCAACUUCCUCCAAACCUACUUCCCCCCAGCUCACUUCCUUUCAGCCAACUUCCUCCUAACCUGCUUCCCCCCAGCUCACUUCCUUUCAGCCAACUUCCUCCCAACCUGACUCCCCCCGGCUCACUUCCUUUCAGCCAACUUCUUCCUAACCUGCUUCCCCCCAGCUCACUUCCUUUCACUCACUUCCUUUCAUCCAACUUCCUCCUAACCUGCUUCCCCCAAUCUCACUUUCUUUCAGCCAACUUCCUCCCAACCUGUUUCCUCCCAGCUCACUUCCUUUCAGCCAACUUCCUCCCAACCUGCUUCCCCCCAGCUCACUUCCUUUCAGCCAACUUCCUCCUAACCUGCUUCCCCCCAGCUCACUUCCUUUCAGCCAACUUCCUCCCAACCUGCUUCCCCCCAGCUCACUUCCUUUCAGCCAACUUCCUCCCAACCUGCUUCACCCCAGCUCACUUCCUUUCAGCCAACUUCCUCCAAACCUGCUUCCCCCCAGCUCACUUCCUUUCAGCCAAAUUCCUCCCAACCUGCUUCCCACCAGCUCACUUCCUUUCAUCCAACUUCCUCCUAACCUGCUUCCCCCAAUCUCACUUCCUUUCAGCCAACUUCCUCCCAACCUGUUUCCUCCCAGCUCACUUCCUUUCAGCCAACUUCCUCCCAACCUGCUUCCCCCCAGCUCACUUCCUUUCAGCCAACUUCCUCCCAACCUGCUUCCCCCCAGCUCACUUCCUUUCAGCCAAAUUCCUCCCAACCUGCUUCCCACCAGCUCACUUCCUUUCAUCCAACUUCCUCCUAACCUGCUUCCCCCAAUCUCACUUCCUUACAGCCAACUUCCUCCCAACCUGCUUCCUCCCAGCUCACUUCCUUUCAGCCAACUUCCUCCCAACCUGCUUCCCCCCAGCUCACUUCCUUUCAGCCAACUUCCUCCCAACCUGCUUCACCCCAGCUCACUUCCUCUCAGCAAACUUCCUCCUAACCUGCUUCCCCCAAGCUCACUUCCUUUCAGCCAACUUCCUCCCAACCUGCUUCCCCCCAGCUCACUUCCUUUCAGCCAACUUCCUCCCAACCUGCUUCACCCCAGCUCACUUCCUUUCAGCCAACUUCCUCCAAACCUGCUUCCCCCCAGCUCACUUCCUUUCAGCCAAAUUCCUCCCAACCUGCUUCCCACCAGCUCACUUCCUUUCAUCCAACUUCCUCCUAACCUGCUUCCCCCAAUCUCACUUCCUUUCAGCCAACUUCCUCCCAACCUGUUUCCUCCCAGCUCACUUCCUUUCAGCCAACUUCCUCCCAACCUGCUUCCCCCCAGCUCACUUCCUUUCAGCCAACUUCCUCCCAACCUGCUUCCCCCCAGCUCACUUCCUUUCAGCCAACUUCCUCCCAACCUGCUUCCCCCAAGCUCACUUCCUUUCAGCCAACUUCCUCCAAACCUACUUCCCCCCAGCUCACUUUCUUUCAGCCAACUUCCUCCUAACCUGCUUCCCCCCAGCUCACUUCCUUUCAGCCAACUUCCUCCUAACCUGCUUCCCCCCAGCUCACUUCCUUUCAGCCAACUUCCUCCUAACCUGCUCCCCCCCAGCUCACUUCCUUUCAGCCAACUUCCUCCCAACCUGCUUCCCACCAGCUCACUUCCUUUCAUCCAACUUCCUCCUAACCUGCUUCACCCCAGCUCACUUCCUUUCAGCCAACUUCCUCCUAACCUGCAUCCCCCCAGCUCACUUCCUUUCAGCCAACUUCCUCCCAACCUGCUUCCCCCCAGCUCACUUCCUUUCAGCCAACUUCCUCCUAACCUGCUUCCCCCCAGCUCACUUCCUUUCAGCCAACUUCCUCCUAACCUGCUUCCCCCCAGCUCACUUCCUUUCAGCCAACUUCCUCCCAACCUGCUUCACCCCAGCUCACUUCCUCUCAGCAAACUUCCUCCUAACCUGCUUCCCCCAAGCUCACUUCCUUUCAACCAACUUCCUCCCAACCUGCUUCCCCCCAGCUCACUUCCUUUCAGCCAACUUCCUCCCAACCUGCUUCACCCCAGCUCACUUCCUUUCAGCCAACUUCCUCCAAACCUGCUUCCCCCCAGCUCACUUCCUUUCAGCCAAAUUCCUCCCAACCUGCUUCCCACCAGCUCACUUCCUUUCAUCUAACUUCCUCCUAACCUGCUUCCCCCAAUCUCACUUCCUUUCAGCCAAUUUCCUCCCAACCUGUUUCCUCCCAGCUCACUUCCUUUCAGCCAACUUCCUCCCAACCUGCUUCCCCCCAGCUCACUUCCUUUCAGCCAACUUCCUCCCAACCUGCUUCCCCCAAGCUCACUUCCUUUCAGCCAACUUCCUCCAAACCUACUUCCCCCCAGCUCACUUCCUUUCAGCCAACUUCCUCCUAACCUGCUUCCCCCCAGCUCACUUCCUUUCAGCCAACUUCCUCCUAACCUGCUUCCCCCCUGCUCACUUCCUUUCAGCCAACUUCCUCCUAACCUGCUCCCCCCCAGCUCACUUCCUUUCAGCCAACUUCCUCCCAACCUGCUUCCCACCAGCUCACUUCCUUUCAUCCAACUUCCUCCUAACCUGCUUCACCCCAGCUCACUUCCUUUCAGCCAACUUCCUCCUAACCUGCAUCCCCCCAGCUCACUUCCUUUCAGCCAACUUCCUCCCAACCUGCUUCCCCCCAGCUCACUUCCUUUCGGCCAACUUCCUCCUAACCUGCUUCCCCCCAGCUCACUUCCUUUCAGCCAACUUCCUCCUAACCUGCUUCCCCCCAGCUCACUUCCUUUCAGCCAACUUCCUCCUAACCUGCUUCCCCUCAGCUCACUUCCUUUCAGCCAACUUCCUCCCAACCUGCUUCCCCACAGCUCACUUCCUUUCAGCCAAAUUCCUCCCAACCUGCUUCCCCCCAGCUCACUUCCUUUCAGCCAACUUCCUCCCAACCUGCUUCCCACCAGCUCACUUCCUUUCAGCCAACUUCCUCCAAACCUGCUUCCCCCCAGCUCACUUCCUUUCAGCCAAAUUCCUCCCAACCUGCUUCCCACCAGCUCACUUCCUUUCAUCCAACUUCCUCCUAACCUGCUUCCCCCAAUCUCACUUCCUUUCAGCCAACUUCCUCCCAACCUGUUUCCUCCCAGCUCACUUCCUUUCAGCCAACUUCCUCCCAACCUGCUUCCCCCCAGCUCACUUCCUUUCAGCCAACUUCCUCCCAACCUGCUUCCCCCCAGCUCACUUCCUUUCAGCCAACUUCCUCCCAACCUGCUUCCCCCAAGCUCACUUCCUUUCAGCCAACUUCCUCCAAACCUACUUCCCCCCAGCUCACUUCCUUUCAGCCAACUUCCUCCUAACCUGCUUCCCCCCAGCUCACUUCCUUUCAGCCAACUUCCUCCUAACCUGCUUCCCCCCAGCUCACUUCCUUUCAGCCAACUUCCUCCCAACCUGCUCCCCCCCAGCUCACUUCCUUUCAGCCAACUUCCUCCCAACCUGCUUCCCACCAGCUCACUUCCUUUCAUCCAACUUCCUCCUAACCUGCUUCACCCCAGCUCACUUCCUUUCAGCCAACUUCCUCCUAACCUGCAUCCCCCCAGCUCACUUCCUUUCAGCCAACUUCCUCCCAACCUGCUUCCCCCCAGCUCACUUCCUUUCAGCCAACUUCCUCCUAACCUGCUUCCCCCCAGCUCACUUCCUUUCAGCCAACUUCCUCCUAACCUGCUUCCCCCCAGCUCACUUCCUUUCAGCCAACUUCCUCCUAACCUGCUUCCCCCCAGCUCACUUCCUUUCAGCCAACUUCCUCCCAACCUGCUUCCCCACAGCUCACUUCCUUUCAGCCAAAUUCCUCCCAACCUGCUUCCCCCCAGCUCACUUCCUUUCAGCCAACUUCCUCCCAACCUGCUUCCCACCAGCUCACUUCCUUUCAGCCAACUUCCUCCCAACCUGCUUCCCCCCAGCUCACUUCCUUUCAGCCAAAUUCCUCCCAACCUGCUUCCCACCAGCUCACUUCCUUUCAUCCAACUUCCUCCUAACCUGCUUCCCCCAAUCUCACUUCCUUACAGCCAACUUCCUCCCAACCUGCUUCCUCCCAGCUCACUUCCUUUCAGCCAACUUCCUCCCAACCUGCUUCCCCCCAGCUCACUUCCUUUCAGCCAACUUCCUCCCAACCUGCUUCCCCCCAGCUCACUUCCUUUCAGCCAACUUCCUCCCAACCUGCUUCCCCCAAGCUCACUUCCUUUCAGCCAACUUCCUCCAAACCUACUUCCCCCCAGCUCACUUCCUUUCAGCCAACUUCCUCCUAACCUGCUUCCCCCCAGCUCACUUCCUUUCAGCCAACUUCCUCCCAACCUGA
Messenger RNA from Closterium sp. NIES-65, 11739 nucleotides. NCBI's taxonomy places the organism in Eukaryota, Viridiplantae, Streptophyta, Zygnematophyceae, Desmidiales, Closteriaceae. The record is from the annotation of a GenBank genome assembly.